GAUUUGUCACAGCUUGUCACAUGGUACAAGGCUGUUGUGAAUAGCCUUUUAUCAUGUGAUCUCACGUAGUAAGCAUUGAUCUAAGCACACUCCACUGCAGGGGCGGACUGACAACUCAUGGGGUUCCCGGGCAAUAGGGGAUAAUGGGGCCCCUGUGUCCUUGCCCAAACUCAAAAAAGCCUAUGAAAAAGGUACCAGGGCAUCUCAUGGUGCCCCCUACUGACCCCGGGCCCUCGGGCAGUGCCCAAGUUUCCAAAUGGUCAGUCCGCCCCUGC
Molecule: messenger RNA, 275 nt
Organism: Staurois parvus
Lineage: Eukaryota; Metazoa; Chordata; Amphibia; Anura; Ranidae
Source: the annotation of a GenBank genome assembly